GUCGGUUCACUCAGAACAAGGUAAAGUAAAAGCAACCUUCAAGAUCCCGUAGCAGAAUCUCCUGCAGCGUUUCUAGCCAUGCCUGCGUUGCCCUCUUCGCUGAUGCUUCCUCCAGCCUCGCUGUCUUCGGACCUUUCCAGCUGGCAGGCACAAUCGGGAUUCACCGCCUUCGCCUCCACGCCAGAUCUGAUCUAUCCUCAUCCGUCCAUUCCAACACCCACCUCGCGCUCCCACAUCAUCACCACCAAUAGUUAACCCGCAACCACCUCGACACCACUCAUUGGACCGCCCCAGCUCAUUCGCCUGGAGCUGCCCCAGCAAUCGCCACCCUUGCGCACGUCGCGCAACCUCUGAGCGACGACGUCAGUCAUGGAUCCAAACAGCCUCCAAGGCCAGAAGCUCCGUCAACAGCAGCCUCCUCCACCACGCCGCUACGAUGGCAUGGACGGCAACCCGCUUUACGAUACUUCCAAUGGCGGACACUACGGUAUAACUCGCGAAAUCGCACUCCACCUCGAGCGUAGAAUCGCCGCCCAAGGACAUGCGCCCGACCCCCAGACCUUCACGGGCCCGUGGCAGAACGUGAAUCAAGGAUUGGCGGGACAGUAUCGCGAUAUUCUGAACACAUACUGGCAGCACCAGAUCGUGCGGCUAGAGCAGGAUGAUCACGACUACAAGCUUCACCAGCUGCCUCUGGCACGGAUCAAGAAGGUCAUGAAGGCAGACCCGGAAGUCAAGAUGAUCUCUGCCGAAGCUCCCAUUCUCUUCGCCAAGGGUUGCGACAUCUUCAUCACCGAACUGACGAUGCGCGCAUGGAUUCACGCCGAGGAAAACAAGCGAAGGACCCUUCAGCGCUCCGACAUUGCGAACGCCCUAGCCAAAUCCGAUAUGUUCGACUUCCUCAUCGACAUUGUCCCGCGCGAGGACGCGCAUCCACACAAGAGCCGGGGCGCUCAGAGCAAUGCCGUACAAUCGUCUGCUGCCGCUGUCACGGGCGCCAUUCCCGGCGGCGUGCCCCAGCACCAGAUGGGUCAUCCCGACUACAUGGGCGCACAUCUCGGCCAGCAGGACGAUUUCCGCCAACCAGGGCUCUAUGGGCCCCCUGGACAGAGUGAUGCCAAUGUUUAUGGGCAGCAGAUAUUUGACCCGACGGUGUACUCGGCAUACGGGCAAAUUCCGCAGCAGCAGCCCAUGUAUCCCGUCGGCCAGCGAGGACCCGAUCCUACGGGCGGCCCGGACCCCAACCAGUACCGACCGCAUGAUGCUGAAGGCGAUGCUGAUGCGGAAGGUGAGAGAGAAGAUUAUGGCCCCUAAUUGAGCUCUGACUCUUCUCCCGCACAAUCUCCUUUUGACCCUUCGUCUAUCUGCAGCUUGAUUCGUAGAUGAUGCCCAGCGUUGUCUGAACCUCUGGAGGAACGCCUUGACGUUAACUGAACAUCAGGUCCGUUCCCAGGUUUCUGAAGCAACUCCACUUGGCGAUGGCGCGGUGUGUUGAUCAGUUGGAGAACUUUUCUCAAUGAAGAAGAAUCGGAGGAGUAGCACGGGGAAUGGCGAAUUCUUUAUAGGCCGGUUGGCGUUCUCUUGGGUGGGAGCUACAGACGGAGGCUUUCGGACCAUCGGCCUGGUGUUUACGGAUGUGUAUUCUCAUCAAUGUUGAUUAUCAGUGUGCUCCCACGGGUUCAUGCCAUGGCUCGGCCGCGGAUGGAGUUCUGCCACAGCAAAUGAAUGGAUCUAGUAUCAACUACCACUACCUCUGUACUUCCC
Messenger RNA from Westerdykella ornata, 1764 nucleotides. Its product is annotated as histone-fold-containing protein. Lineage: Eukaryota; Fungi; Ascomycota; Dothideomycetes; Pleosporales; Sporormiaceae. Gene Ontology annotation, biological process: regulation of DNA-templated transcription. The transcript is spliced from 5 exons. Bases 370 to 1314 code for a protein of 314 amino acids. Gene Ontology annotation, cellular component: nucleus; CCAAT-binding factor complex. The record is from RefSeq and is a predicted model, not a curated record. Gene Ontology annotation, molecular function: DNA-binding transcription activator activity, RNA polymerase II-specific; DNA binding; protein heterodimerization activity.